Molecule: messenger RNA, 1835 nt
Organism: Oryza brachyantha (malo sina)
Lineage: Eukaryota; Viridiplantae; Streptophyta; Magnoliopsida; Poales; Poaceae
Product: signal recognition particle 54 kDa protein 2-like
Exons: 9
Coding region: 93-1532 (479 amino acids)
Biological process (GO): SRP-dependent cotranslational protein targeting to membrane, translocation; SRP-dependent cotranslational protein targeting to membrane
Cellular component (GO): signal recognition particle, endoplasmic reticulum targeting; cytosol
Molecular function (GO): 7S RNA binding; ATP hydrolysis activity; GTP binding
Source: RefSeq, a predicted model, not a curated record
GAAACCCUCGGUCGCCGGUUGAAACACAGCACGGGCUGCACGGCGCGACCACGAACGCCGGGAGGAAGGGGAACGUCGCCGCCGCUGCCGAGAUGGUGCUGUCGCAGCUGGGCGGGAGCAUCUCCCGCGCGCUGGCGCAGAUGGCGAACGCCACGGUGGUCGACGACCGGGCGCUCACCGAGUGCCUCAACGAGAUCACCCGCGCGCUGGUGCGGUCCGACGUGCAGAUCGGGGCGGUCUGCGCCAUGACGUCCAGCGUCAGGAGGGCCGUCAACCUCGAGGCCCUCGCCGCCGGCACCAACAAGCGCCGCAUCAUACAGCAGGCCGUCUUCGCGGAGCUCUGCAACAUGCUGGAUCCGGGGAAGCCGUCGUUCGCCCCCACCAAGGGGAAGCCCAACGUGGUCAUGUUCGUCGGCUUGCAAGGUUCUGGGAAAACCACCACCUGUACCAAGUAUGCCCGUUAUCACCAGGGGAAGGGCUUUAAACCUUCAUUGGUUUGUGCUGAUACAUUCAGAGCUGGUGCUUUUGAUCAGUUAAAGCAGAAUGCUACAAAGGCCAAGAUUCCCUACUAUGGAAGCUACAUGGAAUCGGACCCUGUGAAAAUUGCUGUUGAGGGUGUGGAGAGGUUCAGGAAAGAAAAUUCUGAUCUCAUCAUUGUUGAUACUAGCGGGCGCCACAAGCAAGAGGCUGCACUCAUUGAAGAAAUGCGUCAAGUUGCAGAAGCGACGAAACCAGACCUUGUGAUAUUUGUGAUGGAUGGUAGCAUUGGCCAGGCAGCGUUUGAUCAGGCACAAGCAUUUAAACAGAGUGCUUCUGUUGGUGCUGUGAUUGUUACAAAAUUGGAUGGUCAUGCGAAAGGAGGCGGUGCACUUAGCGCGGUUGCAGCUACAAAGAGCCCUGUUAUAUUUAUUGGAACUGGAGAACACCUUGAGGAUUUUGAGGUUUUUGAUGUGAGACCAUUUGUUAGUCGUCUGCUAGGUAUGGGAGACUUGUCUGGCCUGGUGAACAAGAUCAAAGAUGCCAUGCCUGCUGAUCAGCAACCUGAGUUUUUGCAGAAACUGACAGAAGGAACCUUUACUCUCAGACUAUUCUACGAGCUGUUCCAGAAUCUUCUUAACACGGGCCCUAUUGGACAGAUUUUAUCUAUGUUACCGGGAUUUCGUUCUGAACUGAUGCCAAAAGGACACGAGAAGGAAAGCCAAGCAAAGAUUAAGCGGUACAUGACAAUUAUGGAUUCUAUGACAGAUGCAGAACUCGACAGCACAAACCCAAAGCUGAUGAGCGCGUCACGAAUUAUCCGGAUCGCUCGAGGAUCUGGCAGGGCCGUGAAAGAUGUGACGGACAUGCUCGAAGAGUACAAGAAAAUGGCCAAGGUGUGUAGCAAGUUUAAGACGGCGAUACCGAACAAAUUAGAUUCUCUGAGACGAAACACCAACAUGCUUAACAAUGUCAUCCCUGAGUCAUUGUUGAAGCAGCUCGGGGGCAACAAUGGGUUGCUGAAUCUCAUGAAGCAGGUGGGCUCAAAGACAUGAACAGAAUGUUUUGGGAGCAUGUAGAUAGGCUGUGAAAACAGUUGACUAGCAUUGAGGACCUUGUUUUCGAUAGGACACACCGGCAUGGUUCUGAAGAAUCGGAACAUAACUUCUGUGGGUCCGGAUCAUCUGCGAACAGUGCUGGGAACAAUGUUGGAGUAACUUAGAUACGGUAUUCCUAAAGUAUUGUAUCUUAUAUGGAAACUCCGAUCUAGAAUUGAAUCUAACUUCUCCUAGAAAUGGUCAUGUUUAGUUCCUAAAAACAAUCACAUCAAAUCUUUAAACACCUAAACAAAACAUGAA